Molecule: messenger RNA, 963 nt
Organism: Trichoderma citrinoviride
Lineage: Eukaryota; Fungi; Ascomycota; Sordariomycetes; Hypocreales; Hypocreaceae
Exons: 1
Coding region: 1-963 (320 amino acids)
Biological process (GO): ubiquinone biosynthetic process
Cellular component (GO): mitochondrial inner membrane
Molecular function (GO): 4-hydroxybenzoate polyprenyltransferase activity
Source: RefSeq, a predicted model, not a curated record
AUGCCUCCGUCGAAAGCCAAGGCCUCUACUUACACUCCUCCCACAAAGGGGAUUCUCUCAUACCUGCCAUCAUCAUGGGUUCCCUAUUCAGAACUCAUUCGUCUGGAUAAGCCGCAUGGCAUUUACAUGACCAUAUACCCUUACAUCUUGGGACUAUUCUAUGCCGGUCAAAUUACGCCUGCUCCAAUACAUCUCAACUUCCUCCUGAGUCGAUUCCUCAAUCUGGCGAUUUGGACUUUCCUCAUCCGAAGCGCCGGCUGUGCUUGGAACGACAACGUUGAUCAGGAUUUUGAUAGACAAACAGCUCGGUGCCGCGACCGACCCAUUGCAAGAGGUGCAAUCUCGACCCUCCAGGGCCAUGUCUUUACCACAGCCCUGGUGGCCCUCGGUUUCCUCUCCAUUCAAGACUUUCCUCUUGAAUCCAAGAUCGACGGCGCUGCAACUGUCUUGUUGACAUGCAUCUAUCCCUUUGGGAAGCGAUUUACACACUUCGCUCAAGUUACUUUGGGCUCAACGCUAUCCGUUUCUAUCGUAUUUGGACCGCAUGCUGUGGGCGCCAACCCCUUGUCAUCAGAGAACUUUCUGCCAACGGCCUGCCUUGUGUCGUCUAUUAUUAUGCUGGUCAUCUUUUAUGACGUAGUUUAUGCUCGUCAGGAUACGGCUGAUGACCUGAAGUCUGGCGUCAAGGGCAUGGCAGUCCUCUUCCGCAACUGGAUCACAACGUUGCUUUUGUCUCUCAUCACUGCCAUAACGACUCUUCUCUAUAUCACUGGAAAGUCUCUUGGAUUGAGUCCACUCUUCUUUGGCCUGUCUGUUGCGGGCCCCGCCAUCAGCCUUCUUACUAUGAUUGUCCUCAUCGCCAGCAAGUCGAGCAGUUCACGAUAUGCCGGCAAGUUUUAUGUGCUGGCCAUUUUCAGUUUGCUCAGCGGCUUUGCUGUGGAGUACUCCAAGACAAUAAUGUAG